AUGUCAUCCUUUGAGAUCGAAGCAUUCACCCUCCUCGCCCUCGCCAUCAUCGCCAUCACAGUCCGCAUCGUCGCAAGAUGGACCGUCGCGGGGCCCAAGAAUUUCCAGCUCGAUGAUUAUCUCAUGCCACUGGCCGGGGUAGUCUACGGCCUCGAAACCGGCGCCGCCUACAGCGUCGGCGCCUGGUGGCGCGGGCUCGCGAAUAACGCCAUGAGCGACGCCCAGCGCGCAGAACUCGACCCGCUCUCGCAAGAGUACGCCUGGCGCGUGGGAGGGUCCAAGACGCAGAUCGUUGGCUGGUCGCUGUAUACGACGCUCCUGUGGUUGCUGAAGGCGUGCAUGGCUGUGUUUUACUCGAGGCUUACGGCCGGCCUGAUAAACAUGCACCUCCGCGUCAAAAUCGCAUACGCCCUCAUCGGCGCCACCUACAUCGCCGUCAUCUGCUCCAUCCUCUUCGGCUGCCACCCGAUCCAGAAGAACUGGCAGAUCCACCCGGACCCGGGCAAUUACUGCCAGCCUGCCGUAUCCAAGAUCGAUGUCUAUGUUACAGUCACGUUGAAUGUUGCCACGGAUGUUUAUUUGAUUUCGAUUCCGACGCCGAUCCUCUUCAAAGCGCGCCUCCCCUUCCGCGAGAAACUCGAGCUGCUUGUCCUCUUCUCCGGUGGGAUCUUCGUCAUGGCCGCUGGUAUCCUGCGUUGCGUGCUCAUCGUCACUGCCGGCGCAAACGGCGCCCAACAAGCGGGCUCCUGGGCGUGCCGGGAAACCUUCGUCGCCGUGAUAAUCGGCAACGCGCCCAUGAUCUACCCAUUCUUCCGGCGGCUCGCCAAGCGCGCGGGACUCUACCUUACAACGCGCGCGUCGACGCGCUCGCGGACCCGAACUCGAACUCGCUCGCAGAGCUACCCGCUCUCGGACGGCGAGGACCUGAAAGUACACGGGAAGAGUAAGGAUAGUACCCAGGUUUCGAAGAAGAGGCGGUUUCGGCAUCCGCUUUCCCUGCCGGAGAGUCAGUGGCGGGAUGAUGAGGGGACGCUCACGGGGACGGGGACCGGGACGCUGACGAGGGGUGGGAGUGGGAGUGCCAGUAGAGGAAGUGGUCGCAGUGGCAGUGGGAGUGGAGGGAGUCGGGCGGGCGACGAGGUUGGGAUUCUCGAGAUGCAUCCGCUGCCUGUGUCGCCUCUGUCGCCGGGCUCCAGGGACCGGAGUGGGAGUUUGAAUGCAAACGGCGGCAGGGUGUUUACGGGGUAUAAAGACGACGGCGGCGCCGAGGCCACGGUUACGAGUCUGAGUCGGAGUCGCGGGCGCAGUGCGAGUGAUGAGGAUGACGAGUUGGAGAUGGGGAUCAAGGUUGUCAGGGAGACGAUUAUCGAGAGGGGGUAA
Aspergillus calidoustus is the source of this 1380-nucleotide messenger RNA. Lineage: Eukaryota; Fungi; Ascomycota; Eurotiomycetes; Eurotiales; Aspergillaceae. The record is from the annotation of a GenBank genome assembly.